Molecule: messenger RNA, 1857 nt
Organism: Lottia gigantea (owl limpet)
Lineage: Eukaryota; Metazoa; Mollusca; Gastropoda; Lottiidae
Exons: 3
Coding region: 1-1857 (618 amino acids)
Molecular function (GO): ubiquitin protein ligase activity; protein binding; zinc ion binding
Source: RefSeq, a predicted model, not a curated record
AUGGAAAAUAUCCUCUACCGUAAGCCACUGGUAAUGGAUUGUAGUGUUCAUGAACAUUGUUUCAAUUGUUUCAAGAAAACCUGUACAAUAACCCCUGAUGGAUUUAAUAGUUGUAGACUUAUAGACUGUGAUCAUGGUUGUGGAUUUCGGUUUCAUGAAUGCAAGCUUCGAGAACAUGCAGAUGUUUGCCAGAAAGCCAAAGUUCCAUGUACCAAUUCCUUAUAUGGAUGCCGCCAUGUUAUGCCCAGAUCAAAAAUUGGUGCUCACCUUGAAUACUGCCCUGCUAGCGUCAUGUGUUGUCCCUUAGAAUGGAAUCGCUGGCCACUUCAUUCUCAAGAACAGAAUUUCAAAAUGGCGCUUCCUACCGAAACUUUCCCUGUCAAUUGUGGUCAAUUAGAUGUUGCCUUGGCUUUACGAGAUCAGAGAAUGCUUAUUGACUCUUUCAAAGUCCCAUCUAAGACAAGACAUAGCUUAAGAAAUAGUUUCACAAAGAAAUAUCCUGCAGCACCUAUCAAUCAUCGUGGCUGCUCUGUAGAAUCUGAUGACUAUACUUCUGAAGAUACUUCCCAUGGGAUUUCUGAUGAUGAUGAUGCUCCCUGGAAACUUGGUCGUAUGCCACCUGGCUUACAGAAGAGUAUUUGUAAUGCACUAUAUCGAGCAGCUAAAGAUGCCUCUAAUCCAGAGUUACUGACUGUUAGACUGGACAUGGUGCCAAAGAGUGCAGGUGAAUUGGAAGCAGAUAAACGAAAACGAGUUGAUAUCCACAUUUCAGAGAGUGAAUCUGACAGAAGCAGAUCAGCUUCUGUUGAGUUUCAAUCAGAUGGAGCUGUUAAUGUCAUACCAGAGGAAUCAGAGCCAGAAAAUGGUUCCAACUCACAAGACCCUCGAAAAAUUCAACUGCGGGACGUCCUAGGUGUAGAUCUAAUAGUUGAAUGUAUUAGCAAAUUCAAAUCUAAACCGUCAUCCAUGUACACCUUUUUAUGUGCCCAAAAUUUUCGUAGAGACGAAUUUGCCUCUCAUACCAGAAAUGUUCAUAAUGUGAUUCAACCAGGUCUCAAUGGAAUGCUUGAAGAAAGAUGUCCAUUAGCAUAUUUAGGAUGUACAUUUACUUGUAGAAAACUACGCCCCAAAUUGAAAAACAUGCAUCUCAUUCAUAGUUCUUUGUUAGAAAGUUUUGGACUGAAGUAUGCUGAAGAAGAUCAAAAUCUGUCGAACAUUGAAACUACCCCUAAUGACAGUAGAUCUAGGAGUCGUUCCAGAUCUUAUUCAGGUGAUGUGGCAGAAACUAAGAUUCCAACCAUAAAUACUGGUUUGAACUGGGAUUCUCCAGUUCGGGUGAAGUUUGAUGAGGAAUCAGUUGUUGGAGGAAAUGAGGAUCAGAAUUUUCCACUUCUGGAUUUACCAGUUGAAAUUAUAGAAUACAUUUUACUAUGUUUAGAUGGUUUUAGUAUUUGUAAUUUAGCUCUGACCUGUCAGUGGUUACGUGAUAUCUGCUGUAGCUUAUUGGACAAUCGAGGUAUAGUCACACAUGUUUGGGAAAAGAGGAAGAAAAUCUUGGAGGAUGGGAAACAAAAAAUAGAGUGGCAUAUCAAAUGCAAUAGAUGGUGCUUUACAACAGCAUUUACUCCAGUUGAUUCAUGGGAAAUAAUGGAUCAUCCUUCAAUUAGUGAUCACUUAAAAGUCUGUCAAUUCAACAAGGAUAAGAUACAAUGGGAUAAAAAGUUUUCAAUAUUUCAUCACGAUAAAGAUGGGAAGGAAAUGUCUCCUGAAGACUUAGAUACCAGGUUAAAACAAGCUUUAAAUGAAUUGAAAUCUUUUGAUGAAGCCUUUAUUUCUUUAAAUCAUCAUUGGCUGUGA